Messenger RNA from Silurus meridionalis, 6097 nucleotides. RefSeq names its product UHRF1 binding protein 1-like (gene bltp3b). Lineage: Eukaryota; Metazoa; Chordata; Actinopteri; Siluriformes; Siluridae. The coding region runs from base 624 to 4715 and encodes 1363 amino acids. The record is from RefSeq and is a predicted model, not a curated record. The transcript has 21 exons.
GUCCGUCGCGUUUCCUUUGUCGUGCAGAGACGAAACAAACGCAGCCUGAAGCUCGGCCUGAAUUACUGACGUGUCUUGGAUUACUCUAGUAGAGAACACGUCCUUGCGUCACAUUUACACCACUAGGUGGCGUGAAUGACAAUUAUUUAUUCACCACUACCACCCCUGUUUUUUUUUUUAUUCAAAAUGGAACGCUCCAAACUUAGACUGGAUGAAUGGUAAUGUUGGCGCAAACCAUUAUUAUUGUGGGGUAGUGGGCGGUGGAAUCGUAAAAAAAAACCUGACUCAGGUUAUUGGAGGUAUAAGGAAGAGCUUUUCCGGGUGACGUCAAUGUCUCACGUGACACGCUGACUCCGCCCAUAGGCCUGGUUUCCUGGGCGAUGGUGCAUUAGUAUGGCGCUCGCAGGAGAACAAGGCUGAGUGGUAAUCAGAGUGGUUUCAUCGGAGGUGCACUGGUUUCAUCCGUGUGUGUGUGUGUGUGUGUGUGUGUGUGUGUGUGUGUGUGUGUGUGUGUGUGUGUGUGUGUGUGUGUGUGUGUGUGUGUGUGGGAGGAAGUCGGGAUGAAACGAGUCAUCGCGUCUUGGAUCUCGUUGUGUGGAUAAAUCAUUCAUCAGGUCACAGUCAUGGCCGGACUGAUCAAGAAGCAGAUCCUCAAACAUCUUUCCAGGUUUGCUAAGAACCUAUCCCCAGAUAAGAUCAACCUAAGCACAUUGAAGGGGGAGGGUCAGCUGACCAAUCUGGAGCUGGAUGAAGAGGUGCUGCAAAACAUGCUGGAUCUGCCCACCUGGCUGGCCAUUAAUAAGGUCUUCUGCAACAAGGCAGCGAUCCGGAUUCCAUGGACCAAGCUGAAAACACAUCCCAUAACCCUGUCCCUGGACAAAGUUGUGAUGGAAAUGAGCACCUGCGAUGAGCCACGCCCACCCAACGGCCCCUCACCCAUUGCAACAGCCUCAGGUCAAAGUGAGUAUGGUUUUGCGGAGAAGGUUGUCGAGGGCAUCUCUCUCUCCGUGAAUUCCAUCAUCAUCCGGAUCAGCGCCAAGGCUUUUAACGCGUCAUUCGAGCUCUCUCAGCUGCAGGUCUACAGCGUGAACACCAGCUGGGUGGCCAGUGACCUGCGCUACACUCGCAUUCUGGACCCUUCUCGUGGAGAGCUCCUGACCUUUAAGGAGGUCAGCUGGCAGAUGAUCCGGAUCGAAGCUGAUGCCAUCCAUAGCUCAGAACACGAGGUGCUCAGUGCCCCAAUCCGUCUCAUCACCAAUCAGUCCAAGAUCAGAGUCACGCUGAAGAGGAGGAUGAAGGACUGUCAUGUCGUGGCAUCGAAGCUGCUCCUGAUUCUGGACGAUCUGCUAUGGGUGCUGACGGACUCGCAGCUCAAAGCCAUGGUGCAGUACGCAAAGUCCCUGAGCGAGGCCAUGGAGAAAUCGGCGCUGCAGAGGAAGAGCAUGGCGCAGGACUCUUCUCAGGCAACAACAGCGCCCAUCUCUGCACAGCAGGUACACACACAGCCGGCCUCGACCACGGCAGACCCAAGCGCCUCCAUGGCUCACCUCUUCAACGCUUUUGAUGUGUGUGAAACGUCUCACCACCUGCAGGUUACACACCUCGACUUGCACAUCUGUGACGACAUCCACGCUAAGGACAGAGGGAUUGAUAAAAGGAUUCGAGGAGGAGCCAUGCAGCUGUCAUUCAGUUCCAUCACCAUAGAUUACUAUCCGUGCCACAGAGCAGGUGAGUCCUGUGAGCACUGGAUGCACUACAGCGAUGCCACAAAGAGUCGUGAAGCCUGGGCUCGGGCUCUGCUGGAAGAUUAUAGGUCUAACAUGGAAAUGCUGAAAAACGCCAUCAACGGACAUUCACAGUGCUCCCCUCAACACGGCAAAAUCUCCACCAGCGCUAGUACUUCUUUCUCUCAGCCAACCUGCCCCAAGUCCCAGCUCAUUUCUAGCUCCAUUGUACUGCGCAUGGCUGACUUCAGUAUUUACCAGGUGUCAACAGCAGACCAGCGCCGCUCCUCUCCUAAGGCUAUGAUCUCUUGUAAUAAAAAGACCCUGUACCUCCCACAGGAGAUGCCUGCUAUCCAUAUGGAAUUCACAGAGUAUUACUUCCCUGAUGGAAAGGACUACCCGAUUCCCUGCCCUAACCUGUAUGUGCAGCUGAACGCUCUGCAACUGGUCGUGGAUGCACAAAGUCUGGUGUGGCUGAACCUGUUUGCUCUGGAUUUGCGCCACAGCCUGGUCCAGUUCAUGGAGCUCUAUAAGCUCAACGACUUCCAAAAACCUGACGAGCACAUUGACGUCAAAGUAGACGGUCUCAUGCUAAAGUUGGUGAUUCCCGGGGACCAGAACGAGUUCCAGCCUGACCAGCCCUGCUCCAUUUCUGUGCAGACGUCUGAAAUGGUUGCCACGAACACGCGCCACUCGACUGGCUGCUCUCGCUCUGACCUCGAAGCUCUGCUGCAGGCUUUCCGAGAGCAGGCCUUCUUUAGCUCCUCCACAUCCUCCUCAUUCCCUGUGCUCCACCCAGUCUUCCAACGGCAUGCGCAUGAACAAGACACGUGCCUGCAUGAUGUAUACCGAGGCCUGGCACCUCCUGCGCUCAGCACCGAUGCCCUGAAGGCUCCGUCAGCCACAGAUCUGUGGGCUCUACGCUUCUCACAGUUCUGGGUGGACUACGAGGGUCCACGAAGUCACCGGCCUUCACCGUGUGUCGAUUCCUUUCCGCUCACCUUGUGGCUUUGCCAGCCUGCCCGCUAUGUUCAGCACCAGCAGAGACCGAAGGCGGCUGCAGGCACCGGGACUCUGCCGACUGACGUCACUGGUCGGCUGCAGAGAAAGAAGCUGUUAAAGGAGUAUUACAGCGCAGAGAGUUUGUCCAACCAACCAUCCAAUGGCCUGCACAAGCCUUUCUCUCUGGCCGGAUUGAAUGAUGCCAACUCUUCAUCGUCAUCCUCUGGAGAUGCGGAUGUGCAAGUGCUGGUACAUGUACAGAAACUGCUGAGUGCGCAAGCUAGCCACAGCCAGUAUGUGUUCCUCCUCAAACUACAGCAAACCCUGAAAUUGCUGCAGCGCACCCUGCAGCAUGACCUGCAGCAGCACGGCUUGACGCAGCAAGCUACAGGACGGACGUAUAGCGCCUGCGUGGGUCUCCUGGUCAGCAGUGCUGAGGUUGCGUUACUCCUGAAGCCCAUACCCACAGCCGACUCCGACAGCAGCCCUCUGGGUUCUGAACUCUCGCCGUCCGGGAGCAGAGCUACGCUGGAAGUUGGCAGUGAAGCAGGAGACAGCACAGCAGGCACGACCAAGCUCACCUGUAACGUAGAACAGCUUCUGUGUGAAGAUACGGAUAUCCCAAGCCAGAGUGCUCCACCUCUCCUGCCUGUUCCAGCAUCCACCAGAGCUGAGAAGAAAGGUUCCAUCGAGGAGAAAAACACCUGGUCCAGCUCAGAGGAGAAAAACAGUGCAGAUGGGUUUCAGGAAGGCAAACCUGAGCCCAAAAUCUUGCAGAACGACGCUCCAGUAGGCAGGACUAUCAGAGUGGAUGCCAUGGGGGAGCCAGUCGUUAGGGACUGGAGUGAGAAGAGCCAGGGAACCAGACUACCUCAAUCUAUGUCCAGUGGGCGUCUGAUGAAGGAUCGAUCGCAGUCAGCUUAUUCUGUGAAGUACAUGAACAUGAAGAGUCCGUCCCUGCAGUCUCUGGACAACAUCUCAAUGGACAGCUCCAUAAUAGAGGACUUCGAUGAGAGAGAUGACGUGUCUAUUUCCGGGUUUAAAGUCCCUUUAAAUGAUCCGAGCGUCGCCGAGCGGGCCGUCGAGGUGAUGGCAGAGGAUGGAGACGGUGCCCAGUCACCCGAAGCAGUCAGCGCCACCUCACAGAGUACUGACGAACAUGCCAAAGAUCUGGUGUCAGUGCUGGUCCUGAAGGUGCACUCGGUUCGCGCCUCUCUGAAUGUGAGGGGUGAUAACACUACUGUAGCUCUGGAGGUGGGGCAGGUCCGCACCAAUCAGCUUGGCAACGUCAGUCUACGCCAGUAUCUUAGCAACCACAGUCUUGGCUCAGGUUCAGAUCCCAAGCCCUGCAGUAACCAGCUGGAUCCAGCGGUUCGACUCCGGCUGGAGAGUGGGCCGAAAGCAGCUGCUCGCUCUCCUCUGGCUGAACACAAUGGCUUCCUGCAGUGCCAGCUGCAGGACAUCAGCACUGACUUCCUCAUGACGUACCUGCGAAAUCUCGCCAUCUUCCUUGACGAUGAUGCCACCUCUCACGUCCUCCCAAUGGAGAUCACCAUCCGAGAUACGCACAUUAACCUCAAGGAUGACGGUCCACGGGACGGCCCUUCAGAUCCGGAUCCCAACCCCAUGUCCCUGCAUAUCCACAAUCUUCUUGUCCUGCGCAGAGAUGAUGGCUCCUUCCACAUUGGAGUUGAGCAUGAUGCAGAAGUAGAGCCUCAGAAGACAGAGUCUGUUCCUGACAGCAGCAAUAUUUCGGCCACUGAGGUGCACGUGGCCCCUGAGGUGCAUGUGGGUCAGGAACCGAAAGCCACCCAAACUGCUCCUCUGUCACCCACAAGCCCCGUCUCCACCGACAAAGAAAAGAUGCUGAUGGAGGAGAACGAGUGUUUGAAACUGGAACUCUCCAGAACCAAAAUGGCGCUCGCUGAGGUCCAGAUGGAGAAAGACUCCCUGUUGCACCGUAUAAAGAACAUCAAACUGAACAGCUAGGCUAAAGCUUGAUGUGCAGAAACAUGAAGAUACUCUAAAAAAAAAUACAAUAAAAAAAACCCACCUGUCUGUCUUCUUCCUUCCAUGCAUCUUUCCCUUUAUCGUCUCUUAGGACAAACCGCCCAUAUUCUUUGCUUUUUUUACUUUUUCUCUCUCGGGGGUGUAUUCGCCCAGGCGAGUGUGUGUCUGCGUGUCUCUGUUCGCACAUUUGUUCUCACAGGAUGUUCUUGUCAGGAAAAAAAAAUCACGAACGAUGAAUUGACUUUGAAUGUCAUAUUUUGAAUAGAAUGUCUUAAAACAAACGACAAUUUGCACAACACCGAGCUCUAUAUAACAAAAUGUAUAUAUAUGAAUAGCUGGUUAGCAAUUACAAGAAUGUGUUUGUGUGUGUGUACAGUCUGCAUAAAGAAUGUUUUGUAAAGAGUUUUGAAUGGCCCGGUCUUUGGGUAAUUUUUGUGUGUGUGUGUGUGUAUAAAAAUGCGUGAGGGAUUUUAUAUUGUUUUAUUACCUAAAAAAUAUUUCAUAAUUGCUUUAUUCCAUGCACACUACAAUAACUUCCAUAACGCGAGAUUGCGCGUAGCUAUUGUGUAAACGGCGUGUUCCUAAAUGUAGAAGUAGGAAGCCGGUGUGUUUCUGCAUAGAAGAUCUCUCCGGUAUAGGUGUGUGUGUGUGUGUGAGUGAGAGUGUGAACGCAUUACCAUUGGUUGUGUUAUAGUUAGUUUUUUAUGAACUGAAGUGCUGCACAGUGUUUGCAGUUGCGGUGCUGCUUGAGCCUCGUGUCAUUCUCUGUGGAGAUUUUCACAAUCAGACCGUUGUGUUAUCAUGGGCUAAUAUUUCUAGCAUUUCAUUUCAUACAAAAAAACAGACUCGCUCAAGUGAUUUUAUUUUUUUUUUUAAGCAGAACAAUAUUUUUCACUGUUGGAAGGAUGACAUUUGCCGAAACCAAAUUUAGUUUAGUUUACUUCAUUGCUUUGUUGGUUUUUGUGUAUUUUUGAGAAGAGGGCGUCGGCCGUGUGUUUGUCUGUGCCGUAAUUUGUGUAUUAAAUGCUUCUUAGUUUAGACCAAAGCAAUUCUUGGUCAUCACCACGACUCAUCACGGCCUGUCCAUCGAUCUGAAUGAGAUCCACCCUAAGCCUGAGAACUUCAUACACAAAACAAUUUACUGAUGAAAAGAAAAAAAAAAUCUAAUAAUUUAUUAUGAAAAAGCUGCUGGAACAAAUUCACUCAAAUCUUUAUAGAAUGUGGCUACAUGUGUUUCAGAAAUCUAUAUACAUACCUGCCUUUUCUUCUAUGAUUAAAGAUGCAAUAAGUGAAAUGUAAGCGAUUUUUGGCAGAUUUUGGAUUUUUUUAAAAGCUCAAAUAAACAGUUUGUAGUGAUGUUA